Messenger RNA from Folsomia candida, 1605 nucleotides. Its product is annotated as phenoloxidase-activating factor 2. The record is from RefSeq and is a predicted model, not a curated record. The coding region runs from base 226 to 1272 and encodes 348 amino acids. Gene Ontology annotation, molecular function: serine-type endopeptidase activity. Lineage: Eukaryota; Metazoa; Arthropoda; Collembola; Entomobryomorpha; Isotomidae. The transcript has 11 exons. Gene Ontology annotation, biological process: proteolysis.
CAUGAACAACAAUCGGCUUAAAAGUUAUCACUUAUCUAAUACUGACAACCUUUUUUCCAGAGAGCGUUUUAAAGCAGUUAUGUGCCACGUCAUUAUUUAGGUCCAAUGUCACCCACUACUUGUUAAAAUCUACGAGCACGAUUUCUUUCACGUCAUUCUUACUUUGCAAUCUUCCAGAUCAAGUUAAAUAUUUGAAUUGUACACUUUAUGUACAUCUGAGGAAUUAUGACAGGUUGCCACUCAAAGAGAUUAUUUGUACUUUUCCUCUUCCUUGGGAAUCAAGUGUGUCGAAUUGUUGGGCAAGGACUCAUCAUCGUGACCCCUGUGCCGGCAAUUGUGACUCCAGGCCAAUGCCAAUGCACGCCGGCGACAAAUUGUGCCGAUGGGGGUUCGGCCGUGGACCCACGAGUACUCAACAACCCCGCUUUUCCCGUGUGCACUCCCCCCAACCGAUUCUGCUGUAAUCUGAUCAGCACGACGCCCCCAAUAGUGGUCACCCCUCCAACUUGUGGAACGCAGCCCUUGAUCCCUUUCCCGGCAUAUACCGUGGGCGCUGGACAGGCAUCUUAUUCUGAAUAUCCUUGGAUGGUGGUAGUUCUUGGCACCGACAACAGCUACAUCGGGGGAGGAGUUUUGAUCGAUGGGAAUACCGUGCUCACAGUUGCUCAUAAGGUCACUCCUUUGACGGUUGGACUAAAAGUACGUCUCGGCGAAUACAUCCUGAACGCUGUGAAUGAGCCAAACCCCGCCGUAGAGAUUGCCGUUACUACUAUCCGAAUUCAUGAACAAUACCAGGUUGCUAAUCUGCAAAAUGACAUUGCUGUUUUGAAAUUAGCGAGUUCCGUUGAUUUCAACGCAAAUCCUCACAUUCGCCCAAUUUGUCUUCCUGCUUUAGGAGCCUCAUUUGCAGGACAAAGGUGUUGGGUGUCUGGAUUUGGAGCUAGUUCCUUUGUGAAUGGGGUGUACUCAACGGUCAUGCGGGAGGUUGACCUUCCAGUUUUGGAUGGACCAACAUGUCAGACCAGAAUGCAGACGACGCGUCUUGGGGCUGGGUUCAUUCUUAAUCAACAAGCAUUUCUAUGCGCUGGAGGAGAGCCUGGGAAGGAUUCAUGCACGGGAGAUGGAGGUUCUCCUCUAGUCUGUCAAGUAGGAACGCAGUGGUUCUUGGCUGGUCUUGUCAGUUGGGGCAUUGGGUGUGGAGUCAACACAAUACCCGGUGUUUAUACAAAUAUACCAAAUUACAUUGGAUGGAUUACCACCAACAGGGUUUGAUAUGUAUGUUCAUACAUUUAUCACAAGACGACUCAACGCGAUGCCUCAAGAAAAUGAGGAUCAGUAUGAAUUAUAUCUGCAAUGCAUAUUUACAUGUUACAUGGUUAAAUAAAUUAAGCCCAAACUAAUUAAGCUGAAUAUUUAUGUGUUGCUUUUAUUCACUAAUAUUUAGGCUACCGAAAAAACUAAUGUUGUGUCGCACGAGUGUAAAGUUAUACAAUGUUGAAUUCAGUGCACUUUGGUCGACUGAUCACAAUCCUUGAUUUGCAAAAGGCGAACAAUAAUCGUUGUAACUUUAGAACGGUAUAAUAAAGGAAUGAAUGUAACAUUUAA